Molecule: messenger RNA, 264 nt
Organism: Morchella importuna
Lineage: Eukaryota; Fungi; Ascomycota; Pezizomycetes; Pezizales; Morchellaceae
Exons: 1
Coding region: 1-264 (87 amino acids)
Source: RefSeq, a predicted model, not a curated record
AUGCUAGAAUCAAUCCUCAUCACCCUCAUCGCCUUCCUCUUCCUCCUCUUUCUCGUGCUCCUCUUCUUCUUCGUGCUGCUCUCCACAACACUCACGCGGCUGCCGUGGCAGCUUGACUACCGCCGGCUACCACCUAUGUGUUAUGGUGGGCUGCAGGGGACAAGGGAGGUGAAGGAGAUGGGGAUGGGGAUGGGGAUGGGGUGUUGCGCGGGUGGUGGUGGUGGUGGAGGUGGAGGUGGAGGUGUGGAGGAUUCUUUGGUUUGA